Molecule: messenger RNA, 1672 nt
Organism: Fusarium verticillioides 7600
Lineage: Eukaryota; Fungi; Ascomycota; Sordariomycetes; Hypocreales; Nectriaceae
Exons: 4
Coding region: 1-1626 (541 amino acids)
Molecular function (GO): heme binding; iron ion binding; monooxygenase activity
Source: RefSeq, a predicted model, not a curated record
AUGCCACGAAUUGCUGUUUUUCUCUCUUAUUACCGACCCUGGGCCGUUUGUGCUCUCGCUUUUGCAAUCUACACCCAAAUACUUCACGAUAAGGAUUAUUCUAUUCGUCAUGCCCCGUUUUACAUGGGGAAGUAUUUACUGGCGUUCUUGAGCGUUUGGGCAUUCUACUUGGUGUUUUUGUAUCAUUGGUUCUUUAGUCCUUUGAGACACCUCCCGCAACCAAAGGGCGCGAGCUUUCUCAAUGGGCACUGGGCAGAGUCUGUCAGUCAGCCCGCUGGAUUGCCGUUCAGACAUUGGUCAAGGACAAUUGAAAACAAUGGGUUGAUCAGAUACAAGCAUCUAUUCAACCAAGAAAGGCUCGUCGUCACAAGCCCUGAGGGACUAAAAGAGGUGCUUGGUCAAAACAGCUAUGACUACGUCAAGCCUCAUCUCCUCCGCGCAAUGGUCGGCAAGAUCUUGGGUUAUGGACUACUCCUGUCAGAAGGAGAUGUUCACAAGUUGCAAAGGAAGAACUUGAUGCCGGCAUUCAGCUUCCGUCACAUCAAAGAGCUAUACCCCGUCUUCUGGAGCAAAGCACAAGAGCUGGUCCACGGGAUCGGAAAGGAACUCAAAGAGGAGUCAACUUCAGAGAUUGAUAUUGUCGACUGGGCGAGUCGAGCCUCUAUGGACAUCAUUGGUUCUGCAGGUAUGGGCCACGAGUUCAAGUCUCUUGCAGAUCCCAGCAUCGAAGAUACUAUGAAAAUGUAUGGAUCGAUGGUGAAGCAGAGCCGUGGUGCUAAGCUCUUGACUGUUCUUCAGCUUGUUCUUCCAUCCAUAAUUACGGAUUACUUGCCAUUUCAAAGAAACAUGGGCGUUUUGGCUGCCUCAAAAGCAGCAAGGGAAACGUCUCAGAGACUCAUCAACGCGAAGAAAGUUCAAAUGGCAGCUAAGGAGAAGCUGUCGCCUGAUAUCAUAUCUACAGCACUGGAGUCUGGCCAUUUCACCGAUGAAGGACUCGUUGAUACGAUGAUGACCUUUCUGGCUGCUGGACACGAGACCAGUGCUGCAGCGCUAACCUGGACAAUGUUUCUUCUGGCAAAGAACCAUGAUAUCCAAGACCGCCUUCAAGAGGAGAUUCGACAGAAUGUUGAUGGUCUCACAGACGACGUUGAUGCCAAAAAGCUCGAUAGCCUCUCUUAUCUCCAUGCAGUCUGCCAGGAAUCACUAAGACUCUACGCACCAAUCCCCUUCACCGUCCGCGAUGCCCUCAAAGACACUCGAAUCCUCGGCACAUUCAUUCCCAAGGGAACAAUGGUCAUCCUCUGUCCAUGGGCCAUCAACAGAGCCCACGAACUUUGGGGUCCGGAUGCAGAUGAGUUCAACCCUGAGCGGUGGAUGGCGCCUGGCCAAGCCAACUCAGGCGGUUCAAAGAGCAACUACGCAUUCCUGACGUUUCUGCACGGCCCUCGAGGCUGCAUUGGUCAAAAGUUCUCACUAGCUGAGCUUAUGGCUCUUACAUGCGCGUUGGUAGGGAGAUACAGGUUUGACAUUGACAAGGACUACGAGGUACGGGAUAUCGCCGAUGGAAUUGUGGCGAAGCCAAGUAAGGGGUUGAAAGUCUUUGUGGAGGAGGUUCAGGGUUGGUGAGCAUAGAUCGUGUAGCAAAGUACAAUUGUAGUAUGCACCCUCAUGC